This is a messenger RNA of Melitaea cinxia (Glanville fritillary), 3068 nucleotides long. It is a transcript of the gene Cog1, whose product is annotated as conserved oligomeric Golgi complex subunit 1. NCBI's taxonomy places the organism in Eukaryota, Metazoa, Arthropoda, Insecta, Lepidoptera, Nymphalidae. The coding region runs from base 127 to 2922 and encodes 931 amino acids. Gene Ontology annotation, cellular component: COG complex; Golgi apparatus. Gene Ontology annotation, biological process: intra-Golgi vesicle-mediated transport. The record is from RefSeq and is a predicted model, not a curated record. The transcript has 13 exons.
GACGAUUUGACGCACUGAUUUGACGUAACAGAUUUAUAAACGACAGAUCGAAAUCGGCUGUUUAAUUUUAGCAAUAAACAUUUUUACUGAAUAAAAUAUUUAAUAUUAAAUGAACGAUACAUAACGAUGGAGCAACCGAACUUACUGGACAUAGUUCCAGAUCAACUCUUUCAAACUUAUUCCAUAAAUGAGAUAGAUCAGGUACAGAAAAAACUCCAGUAUGAAAUAGAAAGAAAAAGAGAAGAAUUACGAGCUAUGGUUGGAGAAAGAUACAGAGACCUGAUCCAUGCGGCAGAUACAAUAGAGGAAAUGAGAGAAACUUCAAGUAGUACUUUAAAACACAUAAAUGAAAUGAUGGUAGCUUGUAAGAACCUACACGACACGCAUUUAGUGGGAUUCAAGAUAGAUGAAAGAAGUAUCCAGAAUCAGAGUUUUCAGGCCACUGCAGAUCCUGUACAUUCCAUAUCAGUUCAAAUAAAACUGUUGAUGGAAAUACCAGAAAAAAUUUGGAAGUGCAUACAUGCUAAUGAUUUUGUGAAAGCCGCUCAGUUGUUUAUUAUGGCUAGACAUAUAAAUACAGGUUUGAAACUUCAUAUUGGCGGUAAAAAUGUAAAGCCAGGAAUGCAAUCAUUGCAGAGGCUAGUUCAACAACAAUGGCACUCAGUGUCUAACCUUAGCCAGACUAUUGUAGACAUGUGUGGGCAAAGGUUGCAAGAUGUAGAUAUUAGUGUUGAGGUUGCCUGUUCCUGCCUAGUUGGACUAUAUUUACUAGAUUCCCAAACAAUGGUACAAUUACUGAACACACUCAUUGGCCUCCACAGUAAUAGCAGUCUCAAAUCAACAUUACAGUUCGACCUUGCACAGAUACUAGAAGGCGAUGUCAAAGCACAGAUUAAAAAGAAAAUCGUCAAUGGUGUAAAAAUUGUUUUAAAGACUGUGGAACUUGUCUAUGCUUGUUUUGUGGAAAAUGAAGGAGGGGUAGUGUUGGUGAAACUUAAUGAACUAUUUAAAUCAAAUUCACAACCUUUGCUCGAAUUGGUUCAAUUCAGUGAUCCCGCGGCUUUAAAAUUAUUGCCUUCGGCUGUAACGAGUUACAGGUUAUCAUCAAACAAAGAACUACAGCCACUAGCGAAAAGCGAAAUAACAGGCUCGGUACAAAAGUGGAGUGUUUGGGUUAAAACAUUUAUCAAUGAAAAUGUUCAAGCACUAUUGCAGAACAUCACAAGAGUGAAAGUGUUACACGAAAUACGUCAAGAGACCUUCAAAAUUGAAUCCCCACCAAACUGGAGUUCGAUAUGCCAAUCCUUAGACAUUCCGGAAGUACAUGUAUGGUGUCAUUACUUCCAACCCUUACUGACAUCCCGUGUCAAAGCGAUCAUAGACAAUCGAUGGCAGAAAAUCUAUGAUUCUUUUAAGACUCAGCUGUUAGUGGACUUAAUAAGGGUGUCUUCAGACGGCGAGGUUGAAAAAGAGGGGGAUAUCAAUUGGUUCGUGUGGAAGGAUCUUAUAGGCGAUACGGUUAUUGAGUCCAGGAGUGAAGUUGUUAGAGUUAUGAAUGGUUUGAUGAAAGGAAUGUCGCGCCAAGACCGUGGCUUCACACCAAAUUUAGAGAAACUCUGCCAAACAUUGGACGAUGAACUUCAGAAACUUUUAGAUGAUUUAAAAGAAUAUUUGUACAAAGAUAAAAAGCUCGUAAAAGAUAAGCUUUACGUGUACGACUAUGAUGAAGAUUUGGAUCAAGUUUAUAUUGACAGAAGCGAAAUUGAGGAAUAUUUAAGAGAUGCAUCCGACAGACACAUACAAAGCAUGCUACAAUAUAUAAAAGCGUGCUUCGAGGAACAAACGCUUCAAUCAACAGAAUUACAGAGGAAAACAACAGCUAUAUACACGGCGAGAUUCGUUCAAGCAAUAACUGUCCUCAUACACAACUUACGUAAAUGUUACAUUAAUGAGGAAUAUAAAACAGUUUUAACUGUAAAUGAAGAUGGUUUGAAGAGUUGGAAUAAUAUUUGUGGAGUUUUGAAGCAGAAUUAUCUGUUUUGUUGGGGGAAAUGGCUGGAUUUAGUUGAUUCGAAGAUACGGAAUUUGACCCAAGAUUUGCCUCAGGAGUUUACAUUGGAAGCGAAUAUCGAUUAUUUGAUGAUGCAAUGGGAUGUGAUAAAAAUUGAAGAGAAGGACGAAGAAGGCAAUGCAAUAGAAUCAACAAUCAAAGUACCGGCUUGUCCUUCGUUAAAACUACAAGAAUACCUCUACGCAAUUAGCCGAAUACUAGACGAAGUGGUCCCUCAUACAUUACCAUCAGAAAUACACACAACCUUCAUAGAGAACACUAUAUCUAUCACACUCGCACAUUACAAUAAAGUCAUAAGAGAAAAAGAGAAAGAUAUAAAUCAGAGGUGUGCGCUUCAACUCCUAAUGGAUGUAAGACAUUUGACGUUACUGAUGGUUCCAAGAGAGAAUAAGAAGGCAAUGGAUAUGUCUCACGACAUAUGUGAGUUUCUGAGGCAGAAAAUAGACCCCUUCGACUAUGAUGUUUUCUAUCCAUAUAUACAAACUAAUUUGAAGAGAUCGGUUCAAAGAGUUCAGACAUUAUUAGGUAGUCUGAUCCUCCAUCACGGCCAGUUAACCGGUAUAAUCGGAACUAAACCGGUACUAUCCGGCGGUAGCGGAGACAAGGCCGCAACACUACUGGCAGCAGUCGACACCCACUGGUUCUCAAUACUGCCUGUCGCUACCCCGGCUAGUGUUCACAAGAAACAGGAGAAACAGGUAAAGAAGAAAACCGUAUCUGCGAGUCCGAACAAGUCAAGAUCGGAUAUUUCUGAUCUCAUGACGAGUUCCUUGCCGAUAAACUUCGCGAACGCUCGAUCGGGGGCAGCGUCCUUCUUCAAUUCUAUGACCUCAGACUGGUUCAGCGGUUAAUAUAUAAUUUUGUUUGAAGGCUGUUUUACUUGCUAUAACUACGACUGUAUUGGCGUUUUUAUGCAUUUAGAUGAUGAACUUUAGCAAUGGUUGAAAUAGUUAUGACUUAUUUUGGUAUUAAAUGUCAGCUUUUUUUUUUUGUUUUC